Messenger RNA from Acyrthosiphon pisum (pea aphid), 1171 nucleotides. RefSeq lists its product as uncharacterized. Gene Ontology annotation, biological process: cilium assembly; chemical synaptic transmission; mitochondrion organization. The transcript has 2 exons. Gene Ontology annotation, cellular component: centriole; ciliary transition fiber. The coding region runs from base 186 to 584 and encodes 132 amino acids. The record is from RefSeq and is a predicted model, not a curated record. NCBI's taxonomy places the organism in Eukaryota, Metazoa, Arthropoda, Insecta, Hemiptera, Aphididae.
CUAACGAUUCUAAAACCAAUAAAUUGUUUCUCUCAGAAUAUACAAUUUAAAGUUUGUUACGUUGUGUGACUGAUAAUACAGAUGUGUAUGGAUAAUAAGUUACUAUUAUAAUUACACCUGGCAUUGAAACGGGAGGGGGAAAAGUAUAUUUGUUCCAAUUAUACAAAUAAUAUUUAUGAUUCUUAAUGACUUGUGUUAGGCUAUUCUUAAAUCUUAUAUUUUAUAUUUUAGUUACUGAAUUAAAUGGUGAACGAGACCAUCUAGCUGAGAAAUAUGAGAAUGCCCGUAUAGAGCUUCUUCAUUUGCAAGGUCGUGUAUCCUCAUUAGCUGGAGACUUGAAUCGCAUGAAAACCGAAGAUGAUAAUAAAAUUCCAAUUGCUGUACACACUUCUGCCGUGAACGAGUGUCGGAGACUUUUCGAAGAACUCAAGUGUCGUUAUGAUGACGAACGUGAUACGUUGAUGCGAAGGUUGAUAACUUUCGAAGAGGAAAGGCCUACACUCGACAUCAGGAUCGUUACUCUGACCACCGAAUUAAAUCAACAGCGGUCCAUCAACAAAGCUUUGGAUUUACAGUGCUCGUAAGACUCAAUUUAUAAUUGUGUGUUAAUAUCAAAUAUAUUAUAUAGGUACAUCUACAUCAUAACGGUACAACAACCCGAUUCGUUGUAUAGUUACGGUGUAUGCAUAUAACUACAGGGUCUUAAUAAACCAUAAACGAUAGCAGGGGAACUCGAUAUGUGCAGAUUUAAUAUAACUUCAUCUUACAUGAACAUGACAUAUUGUGUGAGCGUCCCAUUUUAAACGUCUACACCUGGUCCAAAGUUGAACAAUUUUUUUGUAGGUAUUUUUAUAUAAAUAUAAAUUAUUAUCAUUUAAUAUUAUUAAUAUUAUAAUAUUAUGUGUGAUGUAAAUGUAUAAAUAUGUUUAAAAAACACUGUAUAAGAACAUGAUUUCGACUGCUGAAAAAUCUAUGCGCAGUGCGCAGGACGCGUCAUGUUCGACAUGAUACUCUAUAAAAUAUAUACGCGCCCGCCGGGUGUUAUCCAACAUCCGACUAUCGAAAUGGUUACGCUUUAUGAACAUAAACUGCAUAAUGUUAUGAUUUGCAUAUAACUAAACAAUUGUUGAAUGUUGUUAUUCGUGGUUUACAUGUAUGUUAUAUCUAUAAA